AUGGCGCCACAUAUGCAAAGAGUGUACCAUAGUACUGAGGAACCAAACAGAUACACGUUAAGGACGACUAAAUAUGGUGAAGAUUAUUUUCCACGAUCGCACAAUGCCGAUAUAUCGAAUAUAAACGGGAAAAAAGAUUUCUUACUUUGCAUGGGGCUUCAAAUGAAAAGAUCUCAGUGCGAAUACAGCCAUGCAACCGAAAGAGUUAAUAUUUCCAACGGGGUAAAGUUGCGUGACUGUAGCGUCGUUAUCCUGGGAGCGUCGUGUAAAAUAUGUGGAAAGUGCUUCAAGUGCGAAACGGACGUAAACUUACAUCUGUUUCAGAGACACCGUUUAUAUUUCGAAACGGACGGUAUUACCGCGAACGAAAUUCAGUGUUUCAACGUCGAAGACGAAGAGCGUAAAAUAUUCCCCGAUCCUUGUGAACUUCCGACUAUCGCCGCUAGUAAGAGCCCCGUAAUAAAGUUGCAAGAUACAACAGUUUUGGUACUCAGAAUAGGGAAGGAAGAGGUGUGUCGAUUGCCCCUGAAGCGCAAGUAUUUGAGAACAAUCAGCAUCGACACAGGCACGCAAACCGAACAGCACAAAGAACUGACCUCCGAAUUUCCCAACAACGAAUUCACCGAGAAAAAUGUCGACGUUGGUGUCGUUCCUCAUAUCGAUUUCCCUGUAUUCGAUAAUAGUUCUUGCAAGUGUUGUACCACGUCUAUGCAUGUAGUAAACAGCACGAAUCGAUAUUUGACUGGUAACAAUGCAGCAAGCAAGGAGACCCAAUGCGAGGAAAGUACAGCGCAAAAGAGAACCUCCAUCUUGAACAGGCGGACUAAAUCAUGCGCAAUCACGGCCUUGGAGGGCAACGCUGUUCGUGACGUUUUACCAAAUUCGGACAUAAUGUGCGUAUACGAAAAAGAUACCAAAAGUAUGCGUUGCUACAAAAAUAGCAAACCGACAUUUAACUCGAAUAAAAUGGACGUUAACAAGAAGCAACAAAAUGCUUUGCCAGAGAAACAAUCGCAGCUGCUGGAGAUAUUUAAAACCGUGAAAGUGAUAAUGCCCCCCCUGAUCUUUCCAAUAAUCAUGCCAAGAAAUGAGAUUUCGUUGCAAUUAAACAAAUCUGUUACCGACGACGAACAGAAUUCCGACGACGAAGUGCAAGAAGUAUUGCGGAUCGUUAGAGGACGCGACUCGAGCGAAGAAAUUAAUCAUGAGUCACCGAAUCGCCUCGAACAGGAAAUGCUGGUGCGGGAUGCGAUGAAAGAUAUAGCGAGAAUGGAAGAGGAGGGCUGCCAAUUGUUAGAGAAGGAGGAUAACAACACGACGAAGAAAAGGAAACGUGUCGUUGCGAAAUCUGACACCAAGAACGAUAUCGCGAAGGACGAGGCGGCGAACAAACGGCACAGAGUCGCGGUUCAAACCAAUUUCGAGAAUAAUAUUGUUACAAACGCAACGGAGGAGAGGUGUUCGUCGAAUCGCGAUGAGAAACUGUGCAUAGCGGAGAACGCGAAGGAGAACGUAAUAGCGUAUAAUAAGAACAUUAAUAUUCCCACGGAGGUGUUGGAAUGCCACGGUAUUGGACACUAUAGCGAAACGAGCGAGGGAAAAAACAAUAGGGAGUCGAUACAGGAGCCUGUUAGCCGUUUUCUUGUACCGUAUUCCUGUAGAACGAAGAAUAGGAGUAAUAGACCGACCGUAAUAGAUCUAGUCAAUGACACCGACGAAUAG
Messenger RNA from Colletes gigas, 1722 nucleotides. RefSeq lists its product as uncharacterized. Bases 1 to 1722 code for a protein of 573 amino acids. The transcript has a single exon. The record is from RefSeq and is a predicted model, not a curated record. NCBI's taxonomy places the organism in Eukaryota, Metazoa, Arthropoda, Insecta, Hymenoptera, Colletidae.